AUGGGCUACUGGCUCAAUAAAAAUAUCAGUUCUCCUGUAGCUACAAAUAAACCCAAUGCUACCAUAGAUGAUAACUUCAGGCACAGAUUCCACGUUGUUGGAGAUCUUGAAGAACUAGACUGUUCCCUGAUGAUAUGCGACAUACCCAAAAAAGACAGCAUGACAUACUUAUUCGAUGCAGAUCUAGGAGAACAAAAAAGUGCUUUCCUGAGGGAGAAUAUCAAACUCUCUGUGUCAGACCUGACCCAAAAACCAGAGCUCCUCAUCCCAGAGAUUCUUGUGUCUGGGGAAACUGUGACCUCUACCUGUACCAUCAAAGGCGACUGCAAAGAAACGAAUGCUCUCUUCCUCUCCUGGAAAGGACCUGCCGUGUCCUCCAACCCAACUGUCUCCAGCAACUCCUCCUCCUUGGGGCUACACUUCACCCUGAAGCCUGAGGACCACGGCACCACUCUCAAAUGUCACUUGAACACCUCCCUAGCUAACUUAACCAGAAGUAGCGUGGUCAAGCUCCAAGUGGUCUCACCUGCCAGAUUGUUCAACUCCUCUUGUGCCUUGAAGAAGACACUGCAGUGCAGCUGUUCCUUCCACGGGAUCCCCACUCCCUCUGUGCAGUGGUGGAUGGGAGAUGCCCCUGUGGAUGUGAACAGCAUGGAUAACAUCCUCCAGGUGACUUCUACCAUACUUGCCCCCUGGGCCAACAGCACCAUCAACCUCAUUGGGGAGCCAGAAAUACUCACGAGACUUUACUGUGAGGGGAAAAACCAAUAUGGAAUCCACACUUCAAGCAUCUUCUUUAUGCCAGAUCAGAAUUUAGUUUCCAAUGUGUUCAUGAAAGGGCUGAUCCAGGGCAUUAUGUAUGGAGCCAUUGCGACUGCUCUGCUCUUCUUCUGCCUUGUCCUCCUCACGUCGGAGGGAAGAGGGGGCCGAGGAAUCGUGAGUCUGGAGGAACAGGAAGCUGGGAAUCCCAGUUUCUUCUUUGAGUAUGGGGGCACCCAGUACAGCCUUGUGGUGUUCAACACGGUAGACUGCGCUCCCGAGUCCUACGUACAAUGCCACGCUCCCACCAGCAGCGCCUAUGAGUUUGUCACCUGGCUCGAUGGCAUUAAGUGA
Galeopterus variegatus (Sunda flying lemur) is the source of this 1113-nucleotide messenger RNA. Its product is annotated as sialic acid-binding Ig-like lectin 10. The transcript is spliced from 6 exons. The record is from RefSeq and is a predicted model, not a curated record. Gene Ontology annotation, cellular component: plasma membrane. The coding region runs from base 1 to 1113 and encodes 370 amino acids. Gene Ontology annotation, biological process: cell adhesion. NCBI's taxonomy places the organism in Eukaryota, Metazoa, Chordata, Mammalia, Dermoptera, Cynocephalidae. Gene Ontology annotation, molecular function: sialic acid binding.